Molecule: messenger RNA, 340 nt
Organism: Racocetra fulgida
Lineage: Eukaryota; Fungi; Glomeromycota; Glomeromycetes; Diversisporales; Gigasporaceae
Source: the annotation of a GenBank genome assembly
AAAACGCAAUCUUGAAUGCGUUUUUACUCCAGGUGGAAGACGUGGUCCUAAACCUAAAGAUAAAGUGACCAACAUGAAUUAUACGCCUUAUUAUCAAACCCAAACUUAUUGUUACGACACUGUUCUAGGAGUGAAUUGCUUUCCUCAAACACAUGGUCAAGAAUGUCUUUUUCCUUCGGUCAUAGAUGCUUUUACGCCUUGCUUUUCUCAAACACAUUGUCAAGAUAAUUCUACGCUUUGUUAUCCAAAUCAAGGUCAUUCUAACGCCAGAACUCAAGAAGCAAAUAUCUUUCAUCAAGCUUAUGAGAAUGGGAAUUCUAAUUUUAAUGAAUUUCAAUGA